AUGGAUAGCAGCCAAAAACCUCAACUGGACAUAAUGAGCCUCAAGGCCAUACUAAACGACCCUACAGACCAUACGUUAGAGGAUCACAAUCCAGGACACGACUUUGAAAAGUGUGGUGCAUAUAAAAACGAGCGGAUAUAUCAUUGGUGUGGGAGACUGGUUAACGUGCUCCCAUUUGAUGAUCAGGAACAAGACCGCCAGGAUUUUCUUCACAAAGUAUUUUCUGUUGCAAUGCGAUCCAACGACCUAAUCCAUGUACCGCACCCUAAAAAUGGCCGAUUCCUUGACCUGGGAUGCGGAACCGGCAUUUGGGCAAUUGACGUUGCGGAGAAAUUGCCCGAUGCACUUGUUGUGGGCGUCGAUAUCGUACCUAUGCAGCCAAUUAACAAACCUCACAACUGUCAAUUCUAUUCUCCUUUUGACUUCGAGCUUCCAUGGUCGCUUGGAGAGGGUACCUGGGAUGUUAUCCACUUGCGAAUGGGUUGCGGUGCCGUUGUGAGUUGGCGCAGCCUGUACCGUAUGGUGCUUACUCAUCUCCGCCAUGGCGCCUGGUUCGAACAGAUCGAGAUUGACUUUGAGCCACGAUAUGCGAACUGCAAUGUGCAUUUCUCCGCUCUGCACUGCUGGUACCAGAGCAUAAAACAGGCAACGGAGAAGGCCAUGCGGCCGCUGGCACACCAUCCUAGAGAAACCACAAGUCUGCUGCGAGAGUCUGGGUUUGUCGAUGUAAGCCACCAUCAGAUCAUGUUGCCCCUGGGCCAGUGGCACCAGAAUCUCCAUGAGCGGCAAGUUGGUCGAUGGUACGGCGUUGGGUUUUCCGAAAGUAUCAAGCCUCUCAGUGUCGCCCCGUUUAGUCGCAUACUCGGCUGGGAGCCUGAUAGGAUCCAACGAAUUCUUGGCGAUACCAGGUUGGAAGCCUGCAGCAGGGAUAUUCCAAAUUUCCACGUACUGCACAUAUAUCGGGCAAGAAGACCUUUCUGA
Messenger RNA from Aspergillus tanneri, 981 nucleotides. Its product is annotated as class I SAM-dependent methyltransferase. The transcript has a single exon. Gene Ontology annotation, molecular function: methyltransferase activity. Lineage: Eukaryota; Fungi; Ascomycota; Eurotiomycetes; Eurotiales; Aspergillaceae. Bases 1 to 981 code for a protein of 326 amino acids. The record is from RefSeq and is a predicted model, not a curated record.